Rhizoctonia solani is the source of this 1773-nucleotide messenger RNA. RefSeq lists its product as uncharacterized. Bases 1 to 1773 code for a protein of 590 amino acids. The record is from RefSeq and is a predicted model, not a curated record. Lineage: Eukaryota; Fungi; Basidiomycota; Agaricomycetes; Cantharellales; Ceratobasidiaceae. The transcript is spliced from 4 exons.
AUGGGGCUCACUGGUUUACUCACAUGCUUACUGGCUGGAUCUCAGCUCGCAUAUGGUUUGGUUGUACCUGCCAGCACUCUAGCUCAAAAAUCGUUUGCAUCACCUCCAGCCUUGGUUUCACAACACAGCUCCGGGGAGCAGCUAUGGGACUCCCCUCCAUCGGAUGAUAGUUACGAUAACCAAAUCUUCUUCAGACUAGCAACGCUUCUCCAGCAUUGGCCCAAUACAAGGUACCCGAGUGGCUCGUCGAUAGUUCCCGGGACUGUCCCCGUGGGUACUGUUCUGUACCACGGUCGGAGCAGCGCUGAGAUUCCAUCAACACCUGAGUGGCUAGCGUUUGACUCGGAGCACUCGGUACUCUUUGCUCGGGGUUCAGACAGUCACUUGUUUACUUUUAUCACUACACGUCCUCUUCGGGUGGUCUAUUUUGAUGGGUCUAGCGCCGCUAAGUUAACAUCCGGAGCAGCGGAUACCCAGAAUUUGUUAGCUUGGGGCCAUAUAAGAAACCAAACGUUCUCCGAGGAGCGCGCACUGAUCAACGAUUUAUGCGAAUGGGGAAAAGCCUCCAACAUUGAUGGAUAUGUGAGAAUGGAGAUGAGCUUUGAGAUCAUGUACUGCGACUUUAAUCAAGGCCUUGAGGUUGUAUCCAAUAUGCAUCUUCUUCCUCCAGAAAGUGAUGACCGUAUGCCGGGUGGACCUCCCGGAGAAGGACCAGGAGGUCCGCCACCCCCAAAUAAACCCGACCUGCCCGACCGUCUUUCCAGUUUGCUCCCCCCACCCCCUCCACCGCCAACGCGACCUGGCCCACAUUUACCGAAAGCGCCUCGUCCAUCCAACUGGAAGGGAGCAUUGACAUCCAUGAAGGAGCGUAGUUUCGAGGCCUUCCAGGCAGGAGCAUGGCACCGCCGAGCUCCAGGCGAAGUUCGUAUACGGCUCGAUGCAGCUAGACUGGUAACAAUUUAUGACCCGGCACUCCGAAGCGGAGCUCAAAUAAGAAAAGGGCUCGAGAAGGUCCAACAUCGAGGGAAAGGCUUAUCCAAAGCGGAUAUUGAUACUUUCCGGGGCUGGGUUACUGACUCCGUCCAGCUAGAUGCUCCAGUGACGAGCGGUAUCGAUUGGCCAGCUCUGACGACGGUGAUUAUGGAUCGGUAUGGCUCUCGACUAGAGUACCUUCAGUACCUCCUCAACCCAAACCCUUUCUCCGCAAAUUCCACUGCUAUUGUUCAAGCUGUUCGCAAGCAGCUUAUGAUUAUUCUUAUGCCCGACCUCACCCCCGAUACUAUUCCCCACAACGCUACACGCACCAGUUCAAGCGCAGCGGCACAGUAUUCUCAAAUCCGAAGACGCGAGACUCAAAUUCGGACUCAUGAAUGGGUCAAACCUAUCUACGAUCAUUGUUCCUCGUACUUGGUUUCGCAUCUGCCCCACGAGGCAUUUGCUCGCGAAGAGCAGACGUUGUAUGCGGGUAUUCGGGGCACGCUGCGCGAAACGUGCAGGGUUUUGUCGUUAAUCUGGUCUGAAGCAUAUGAUCCCUUGCCAGAGACAAAAUCUGCGGAUUUGGUUAUUCGUUGGAGAACUCAGAUUGGCGGAUUAAUGCAAUGGUUGGAUUGGCCGAUGUGGAAUAAAUGCACACCAGAAUGCGAUUUAGAUUCAAUGUGCUUCAUUCCGACAUGGCCAAUGGGCAUCGGGAGAGGACGGGCCGGGGAAGGGGAAGAAGAUUUAACCAAGAUUGAUUGGACUCCAAAAUGCCUUCCCAAAGGUGGCAGGAUUUGA